GCCUCCGCGAUUGCCCCCGCGGCCCGGCCAUGGACGUCCGAUUCUACCCCGCCGACCCCGCCUGCCUCGGCCCCUUGGACUAUUUCCACUGCAACAAGUUUGAUGGGGAGAACAUGUACAUGGGAAUGAAUGACAAUAACCAGGAGUUCCUAUCAGCCAAUCAGACUUAUAAUGGUCAAAGUGAGAAUAAUGAAGACUAUGAAAUCCCUCCUAUAACUCCUCCUAAUCUCCCAGACCCCUCUCUCCUUCACUUGGUCGACCAUGAAAGCGGAUAUCCCACACUGUGCCACAGCCUUCCUCCAAAUAGUCUGAUACCAGCAUAUCCCUAUCAAAACAUGGAUCUUCCUGCCAUCAUGGUAUCCAAUAUGUUGAGUCAGGAUGGACAUCUCCUCUCCAGUCAACUGCCUACUAUCCAGGAGAUAGUCCACUCAGAUGCCGCCUCCUAUGAUGCCAACCAUCAAGUGCCCCUGAUCAAUCGCCCCGGGAUGUUGGCCAGUCACAUGAGUGCCCUCAGCCAGUCACAGCUGAUCUCGCAGAUGGGGAUGAGAAGCGGCAUCUCCCAAGGUUCCCCGUCGCCCCCGGGAAGUAAAUCGGCUACCCCGUCCCCCUCCAGUUCCACUCAGGAAGAGGAGACGGAAGCACACUAUAAGGUAACCGGAGAGAAGAGACCUUCAGCCGAGCUGGGCAAAAAGCCGAAGAACCAGAAGAAGAAGAAAAAGAAGGAUCCCAACGAGCCCCAGAAGCCGGUGUCUGCUUAUGCCCUGUUCUUCAGAGACACCCAAGCAGCCAUCAAAGGGCAGAACCCCAAUGCCACCUUCGGGGACGUGUCCAAAAUCGUGGCGUCCAUGUGGGACAGUUUGGGUGAGGAGCAGAAGCAGGCAUAUAAGAGGAAAACAGAAGCGGCAAAGAAGGAGUACCUAAAAGCUCUGGCUGCCUAUAGGGCCAGCCUGGUUUCCAAGAGCUCGGCCGAUCAGGGCGAGGCCAAGAGCGUCCAGCCCAACCAGCCGGCGAAGAUGAUCCCCCCGAAGCAGCCCAUGUACACCAUGCCGCCCCAGGCCUCGUCGCCCUACCCGGGCCUCAGCGCCUUCCUGUCCCCGUCCGACCUGCAGAGCUAUCGCGGCCACCCUCACCCGGGCCUGCCCAGAUCCCUCAGCUCCAAAUCCAUGCUACCCAGCAUCAGUGCCUCGCCCCCGCCUUCUUUCCAGAUCAGCCCUCCUCUGCACCAACCGCUGUCCCUGCCCCACCCGCAGAGCUCCAUCCUCAACCAGUCCCUCCACAUGCAGCAGCCCCAGCAGCCCUCCAUCUUGUCUCCUUCCAUGGCACUACAGGUACAGCCCCCGAUGAACGCCUCGCCACCGGGACAACAGGACUUUUCACAUAUUUCAUCCGAGUUUCCAAACAGCGUGGGUUCCCGCUCCCCCGGGGCAUCAAACCCUGCAGGGAACAGUGACUGGGACAGCGAUUACCCAAGCAGAGAGUGCGGCAUUAACCACUGCAGCCUGCUGCCGAGGGAUAAGUCGCUCUACCUCACCUAAAAGCCGGAGAGGACCUGUGACGACCCCCCCCCCCCCCCAAACCCCACCCCAGCCCAUCUCCAAGAGGCGUCAAGCAAGUCAUCUGGACCAGAGAGCUGAUCGAAAGCGCCCGCCGUUGGCUUCGCUUCAGGCCCCGAGAGCGUUUCUCUGUCCCAAACUCCAAGGCCGGGUCUCCGCAGGCAGCCAGCCGGCCCCUUCCUCGACGAAGAACAAAAAACAAGGACACCCUCUUGCCGCUUGCCACUAGCUUAGCUCUGGACGAUCUCCCUAGCGAACUGCUUCUAGACGCAGCGUAGGCCUCAGCCUUUGUGCCCCCCCUUUGUCUCGGCGGCCGGCUCGGUAACGGACGGCGUUCUCCGACUGGCUAACAGCACUAAACUCGUGCGAGAAAAUGUGAAGUGUGUGUGAAUAGUGUACAUGCGGAGACCACGGGUCGCCGGCCCAACGGAAAAAAAAAAACAAAAAACCCAGAAAAAAAGAAAAAAGAAAUCAAUCAACAUUUCCUAGCGAGGUGGAGGGCAGAGCCAGAUGGUUGGUAGAAGUGCAAAUAAAUAAAAUGUGAAAACGAUCAUGGAAACUAUAAUUUGUCGGAUAAGUGUAAGUAGUUUACUAAGUGUUUUAGAACUGUGCUGAAGACAUCUUUAAGAUUUUUUUGUGAAAGGAAUUAGUAGUUUACUUUAAGGUAAAAGCAUUUUAUAUUAACUGUAGCACAUUUUUUUAGUUAUACCUAGAAGGGAGAUGUGUAAAAACAUUUACAAAAAAAAAAAAAAGCCUGCCAAACUUGUUUCUAUGAUUUGUACAGCAAGAAAUGGACAGUUUAUAUCCAUGUUGUAUGGUGUUAGUAUAUUUUUUUCAGCCAUAUGUCCAUCUAUUUAAAAUUGCUGACAACGAUUUUGUCUAUUUAUGAAAAAAAGAAUUAGCGAUCGGAAUUGCAGUUUAUCAUAAGGUGCAUUUUUUUUUAUUUACUUUAUUUGUGGGGCUGUGUGUUCUCAGCACCGACACAUUCGUUUUGUUUCAC
Messenger RNA from Tachyglossus aculeatus (Australian echidna), 2553 nucleotides. It is a transcript of the gene TOX2, whose product is annotated as TOX high mobility group box family member 2. The transcript has 9 exons. Gene Ontology annotation, biological process: regulation of transcription by RNA polymerase II. The record is from RefSeq and is a predicted model, not a curated record. Gene Ontology annotation, molecular function: chromatin DNA binding. Gene Ontology annotation, cellular component: nucleus. The coding region runs from base 30 to 1535 and encodes 501 amino acids. Lineage: Eukaryota; Metazoa; Chordata; Mammalia; Monotremata; Tachyglossidae.